Messenger RNA from Trichomonas vaginalis G3, 2184 nucleotides. RefSeq names its product spectrin binding. Lineage: Eukaryota; Parabasalia; Trichomonadida; Trichomonadidae. The record is from RefSeq and is a predicted model, not a curated record. Gene Ontology annotation, molecular function: protein binding. The coding region runs from base 1 to 2184 and encodes 727 amino acids. The transcript has a single exon.
AUGACUGAAGCAUCAAAUCAGGAGCCAAAUCCACAACAACCGAAUAAAUUAGAUCUUGUUAUUCCUGAUGGUGUUAAAGAAAUUAUUGAGCUUCAGAAUUCACUUCAAAAUCUCGAUGAUUUAACACUUGAUUCAACAAUUCUCAAGAUAAAAAAUAUAUUCAAAGAUUCCAAAUACUUCCAACCACUCGCACAAACCAUUAACUCAUAUGCAUUCAAUCGUUUUAAGCAACUUGAUAUCAUAUCUCAACUUGCGUAUCGUCUUGCCGUUGAAAUUCCCAAUUUUUCAUCAUAUAUUCUCCAAGCAAGUCAUGGCCUUCUAUUACGCAGGCUUUUUGAACGAAGUUUAUUUUCAAAUGAACAAAUUCAAGCAAAAUGCGAAAAAGAUGAAUACGACUACAUAUACUUUGUUCCAGAGCUAACAAUUCCUAAAUAUAUAUUGCAUGCUGCUUCUUUAGUUAACUUCGAAAAACUGAUGAAACAGUUUUCGCUGAACGACUUCCAGAAAUACAAAGAAUGGCUACAAUACGGAUUUGAUAGAGAUACUGUACAAACAUACAUUGAGCUUAAUGAUCAAAACGCUUUCCAAAAUUAUAUAAAUUCUUCAGAUUUCGAUAUACAACAGAUGUACACAGACACACCAUUUUGCCCAUUCACAGGCUACAAAGAAAACUUCUUUCCAGAGCGUCCUAAGUUUUCUUUACUUGCAAUUGCCGCAUUUUUCGGAAAUUACUCUUGUUUCAAGCAGCUUCUUAAGAUAAACCAAACCAUUACAGAAACAGUAUGUAAAUGUGCUGUCCGAGGCGGCAACAUCGAAAUUCUAGAGCUCUGCAAGCAACAUGGCGGCACAUUUGAAGGCUGUUUAGACAUAGCGGUCCAUUGUUACCAGAACCAUGUCUUUGACUGGCUCAUAUCCAAUGCCGAGGCCUAUACAGACAAAUUGCCAUCAUUAGAAGUGAUCGCCAAAUCUGGCAACCUCCUGACAGCGAUUUUGUUCCUUACGAGUGGCGGAAAUAUCAAAGACGGCGAAGAUCUGCCACGUCCUCCCAUCCACAGGGCUGCAGAGCGCGGCCACGACCUGAUGCUCCGGUUGCUAAUAGAAAACGGCGCAAAUCCGACCAUCAAAAACAAAUUUGGAGAUUUGAUCAUACACACAGCAGCACAGCUUGGCCGAACAGACACAGUUAAAUAUCUCAUUGAUAAGGGAUGUUCAGUGACAGAGUCAAAUCCAAAAGGAUGGACUCCACUUCACAAUGCAGCAAGGAAUGACAACACGGAAAUCAUCAAAAUGCUUGUGGAUCGAGGCGCUGAUGUGAAUGCGUUGACAAGCACUGGGCACAGCGUUUUCCACAUCGCUGUAUUGAACAACAACUUCAGAGUUGCACGGCUACUUCUUGAUUUGCACGCAGAUCCAAACACGAAAUCGAAUGAUGGCAAGGAAAGGUCUCCUUUGACAGUUGCUAUCUCCAAAUCGCAGGAAAAGCUCGCUCUGAGGAUGAUUGAACUUGGUGCGGAUGUGAACAUCAAAACUCUGGAUGGAAGAGCGACAUCACCGCUCGCUGUCGCUGUUUCGAAAGGUUUGACAAAGCUUGCAAUGAAAAUUGUUGAAAAAGGAGGCGAAGUAAACACAAGAGCAGAUCUUGUUUCUCCGUUAGCUCUGGCAACACAGCAAGGCAACCAAGAGUUGGUGCAAUUCUUGAAAGAUCAUGGUGCAUAUGAUGUACCUACAACAAAUCCAGACCAUUCGAUUGUUGUUCCUCCUUCAGAACAAGUUGUUUUGCAACAACCUUAUGAUGUGAAAGCGAAAGACUUUUUCGGAAGGACUCUUCUGUUGAAAGCAUGCGAAACAGGGCAGUUGGAUGUUGUUAAGCAACUUGUUAAAGAGUUCUCAAACAUCAAUGAGAAGGACUGCAACGGAACUACACCGCUCAUGACAGCAAUCCAGUCUAAACACGAAGAUGUCGCUAUUUAUCUGAUGUCUAGAGGAGCUGACGUGAAUUUGAAGAACAAACAAGAUAAAACUGCUUUGCACUUCGCAGCUGAACAGGAUAUGAUUAAAAUUGUGACAGAAUUAAAGAAGAGAGAUGCGUAUAUGAAUCCGGCUUCUAGUUUGAUAGGAACCCCUCUUUCUAUUGCGAAAUCUUCCGAAAUGAAGAAAUUAAUUACAAGAUAUGGUGGUGUUUAA